AUGUUUGCAGAGCCGUCAAUGCCAGAGAGGCGACCCUCGCCAGGCCUGCAGCUCAACCUCUCCUCCAACAACCCCUUCCGCAGAGCUGCUUCACCCGCCUUCCCCUCGCCCGCCAGUGCCAACCGCUCGAGCUCGGGCAGCAGACCAAUGUCGCGCAAUCCCUUUAUAUCUACCUUCGAGGCCGAAUUUAACAAGGAGGCAUCCCGAGACCUCGUUGACAUGUCUGCCACCAUGAAGGAAUCUCCCAAGAAAUCAACCUUUGGCUUUGCCGCCGAAGAGCUCUUUGCCAACCUCACCAUCGAUGACAGCGACAAGAAGCGAGCUCCCCCACCACGCCCGGCUCCUGCCCGGAGCGGCACAGAUCCCCGUGCAGGCCACCGCCCAUCUCGCUCCGAAGAGGAGAGGCGCGCCGAGCGCAUGCGUGAAGCUUCUCGUGGCGGCUCUCGACCACGCGGCCCUCCUGGUUCUUCGCGUCCUCCCCACCUGAGCAGUCCCGAACGUCGUGAGAACCGCCGUCCUCGACGCAACUCUGAAUCCUCCAUCAUCGACCGAGGCUCGUUGGAUCCGCGUGAGGAGCGCAGGCGCAGGGAGCGUCGCAAAGAGCGCGAAGAGCGUGCCAAAGAUGGUAAAGAUAAGAACGGAAAGCGUGUCCGCAGGCCACAAGGUCUUGAUCUCAUCGACAAACUCGAUGUGACUGGCAUCUACGGACCUAGCAUGAUCCACCACGAUGGACCAUACGAUGCUGUGCAGCCCCACCGGAACCGUAAGAAGGACCAGCGCGCACCUAUGCAUGCCUUCCCUGUCGGUUCGGCCAACAAUACUCUAGGUGGCUCCGGACCGCUUAACACCAAGAUUGAUCUAGACAGGAUCCAUGGAAGAGGUGCUGAGGGCUUCACCGACUUUGCCGGUGCCGAAACCGAGUGGAAGAAGCCUGCUCCAGUGGCUGCAGAGUUCAGUGCAAAGGGCCGAGAAGACAUUGUGCACGGCGAGCAGACCCACGGUCUUGGAACAUCCACUUUUCUCGAGGGUGCCCCGGCAUCCCGUAAAGCGAUCCAGGAGGAGUCUGACGCUCAGCGACAGAAGCAGCUGGCUGAAGGUGGUUUGGGCCGCAAGAAAUCCAUUGCCCAGCGAUUCCGCGGCAUCUCUCAGCCCCGACGUUAUGGUGAUGGUCCUCGCAUCACCUCGCCCGAGGCACGUUACGGAUCUGCCACCAGUCCAAGUGGUCCUUACAGCGCUGGAGCCAUCUCGCAAACCAAAGCAACAGAGCAGAACCCAUUUUUCAGCGACGACUACGACAAGGCCUAUGAUGCCAAGGGUGCAGCUAUCAAGACCAACGAGGGCGGACCUUCGCCACCUCGAGGCGCUGCGCUGCAACGAUCCAUUACCACAGAUAGUAUAGGAUCUCCCACUGGUGAGGGCAAGCCCAGUGGUGGAUUCCUUAACCGGGUCAAGUCUCUGAAAGGUGGACGCCGACGCCCUGCUUGA
Alternaria arborescens is the source of this 1485-nucleotide messenger RNA. RefSeq lists its product as hypothetical. The coding region runs from base 1 to 1485 and encodes 494 amino acids. Gene Ontology annotation, cellular component: cytoplasm. The record is from RefSeq and is a predicted model, not a curated record. Lineage: Eukaryota; Fungi; Ascomycota; Dothideomycetes; Pleosporales; Pleosporaceae. The transcript is spliced from 3 exons.